Messenger RNA from Cotesia congregata, 1443 nucleotides. Lineage: Eukaryota; Metazoa; Arthropoda; Insecta; Hymenoptera; Braconidae. The record is from the annotation of a GenBank genome assembly.
GUAAUCGCUAAAAGAAUGUUCCAAUUUGGAGCAAAAACUCAUCAAAACUCUGAUCCAAUAUUUCAUAAUGGUUACUGUUACAUACGUUCUUUUUCAUCCAAUAGUGUUGUGUACGUAAAAUGUCAUGAAAUGUCUAAAAGCAAUUGCCGAGCUCGAGGUACAACAGAUGGAGGACCACCAAUUACGUUAUCGACAAAUCACAAUCAUCCACCGAAUUUUGAUACAGAAUUGAUAUACAAUUUCCAGAAAAAUUUGUACACAGCUGUAAUUUCCAAUCUUCGAGAUUUACGUUUAAUUUAUGAUGAUAUAAGUCUUGGACAUUCCCGAGCAUCGAUACUUUUACCAUUUGUAGAAGUUGUCAGAACAAUGAGAACGUGGCGUACGUUAAACUGUCCUCCUGUCCCUAAAACAUUUCAAGAAUAUGUACUACGAUUAAAUUCACAACGUUGGAAAAAUUUGUUUUUCAAAAAUGAUAGCAGUUUAACUGCAGCACAUGUAGUUGCAACUGAUAGAUCUGAAGCUGUUGUCUUUUUGGACUCUACUCUGUUGCUGAAUUUUCAAACAGUUCAUCUAUUUGCAGAUGCAACUUAUAAAGUGUGCCCUCGCAAUCCUAAAAAAAUUUUUCAACUUUUUACGAUCAUGGCUUCUAUUGAUGACACGGUAGUUCCAGUACUUUGGAGUUUAAUGAGUAGAAAAACAAAAUGUUGUUACGCUCCAGUAAUUGAUCACUUUAAACGAUGUGGACCUCACUUACAAGUCUUAUCAAUCACAACAGACUAUGAAAUGGGACUGAAAAAAGUUUGUCAGCGGUUUUAUCCAAACGCCCGCUCUAAAGGUUGUUAUUUUCAUUUUAUGCAGGCUCUGAUAAAAAAAUCUAAGGAUCUGGGAUUGUGGAAUAAACUUCUUGAAUGGGAAGAUGGUAGAGAGUUCUUUAGGAAAUUAAUUGGUUUGGCUUUUCUUCCAGCAAAUGAAAUUCAUAACGCUUUGAACUAUUUAAAAAUGGUUUAUCAAAUAGAACUAACAAUUCUGUUGAGUCAAAUAACAGACGCAUCAAUGUCAAAUUCGGCAUACAUACUCGCAUAUGGCAGUUCACAGUCACUAAUAAAUUUCUAUGAAAUUACAAAACGUGAGGUGCACGCUUUGAAGAUGGCUCAGCCAAUUCGUCGUUCCCGGCGAUCAGAGGUAAAACUCCAAAAUGCCGUUAUAAGUCGGGCUUGGGAAUUAUACAAUAAUAACUCAUUUGAUGUUGCGCACUUUUUGGAGUGUGUCAAUUAUAUAAUCCCUGUAUUCGAGUCUGACAAAUCUAUUCAGAGUACAAUUGAAGUUGAUAAUUUCAUCAAUUUGCCACUAAAAAGAUAUAUUGCUGUUACCGAUGAAACUUACAUAGUUAUGAAUGAAGAUAAUCUCAUCGGUGUUGGAGCCCUACUUUUAAUUCGCGAUUAA